AUGAGGUUUUUUCUUCUUGUUCUACUAUUGAUUUACUACAAAGUGAAAUAUUUUACGCUUCGUGAUUCUCUACCCGAAUUACCUCCACAUUUUUUCUUUGGAAACUUAAUUCAAUCUGGUCUUCUAUUCUAUGAUCAAUCACCUCGACAAGUAUUUUCGACAUUUCGAAAACGUUUCGAUGAUACGUUUCAAUUUUGGCUUGGUCCAACUCGUAUUAUUGUUGUUAACAAAAUCGGUGAUAUUCAACACAUUUUUACUAAUCGUCAUAUUUAUGAUCAAGGUGAAAUAUACAUUCAAUUAUUUAGUACUCUCUUUUCUGAUGGAUUAAUUUGUCUCCGAGGAGCACAAUACAAACGACAUGCUUCAGUUACAUUGCCAAUAUUUCACCGCAGUAAAAUAAUUCCACAUUUCAAUAUCAUUGUCGAUUGUACCGAUAAAUUAUUGACUCAUUGGCGUGCAUAUUCAAGGGAACAUGUGCAUUGUAAUAUUAUAAAACAAUCUGAAAAUGUCAUGCUUGCCAUUUUUGGUUGGAUCGCAUUUGACUAUGAUUUAGAUACAUUUGAUCAUGGUUGUAAAAAUGAAUUAACUCAAGCUUUAAAGAGCUAUUUGACGCUUAUGUUUGAUGAAACACCAGAGUCGAAAUCAUUUAUCAAUGAUAUCGAUGGUUUAUCUUCGAAUCAUAUGCUUAUUUAUCUGCUUUAUACAUAUACUGAACCAUAUCAAUUGGUAAAACUAAAUACAUCAACAUUACAUCCACUAUCCAGUGCAAUAUUACCAUUUCAUUAUAAUGAUACAACAUUUCGACAAGAUUUUUUUCUUGUAACAUUUUCCGACGAUCAACUAUUUGUAGGUUAUGUGCAAUAUGAAGGAAAACCAGCAGCCGCAACAUGA
This is a messenger RNA of Rotaria sp. Silwood1, 891 nucleotides long. The record is from the annotation of a GenBank genome assembly. Lineage: Eukaryota; Metazoa; Rotifera; Eurotatoria; Philodinida; Philodinidae.